Molecule: messenger RNA, 3630 nt
Organism: Girardinichthys multiradiatus
Lineage: Eukaryota; Metazoa; Chordata; Actinopteri; Cyprinodontiformes; Goodeidae
Product: zinc finger protein OZF-like
Exons: 3
Coding region: 1647-3206 (519 amino acids)
Biological process (GO): regulation of transcription by RNA polymerase II
Cellular component (GO): nucleus
Molecular function (GO): RNA polymerase II transcription regulatory region sequence-specific DNA binding; DNA-binding transcription factor activity, RNA polymerase II-specific
Source: RefSeq, a predicted model, not a curated record
AGGAAGUUCUGGAGAGAGAAAAGUCAACAGAGAUGUAGAGACAGCAGCUCCGACAGCGACUCGAGGCAGCAGAGGAAAAGAGACCAAAACAUGGACGCCGCUUUCAGCCCCGAUGUUCAGAUGGACAGAUUCGGCACUCCCACUGAGGUCCCAUCCCUUCCAGUUGAGCUUAAGGUGCACUCCCAGUAUACUUUUCUGACAAACAUGGUGCAGAGGAAAUGUGCCAAUAGAUGAAAAUAUGUCAGCCUGACAUGGCCAGCUGAUGUCAACGUCAGUUUUCAUCUCUGAACCAUCCCAAAUAUUGUUUAUGACAGAUAAUAAUAUUAUUACCUUUUACAUUUACUUAUUGAUAUCUUUGACACACAAAAAACAAACUAGAAUAUAGAAUCCCUGCUAAACAUACUAGUAGUUUUUGAUUGCUUAUUUCAUAGUAACAGAUCUUUCUUCCACCCCUUUAAAUAACAUAAGUCUAUCAAGUUAAUAUUAGCUGCUUAAUUAUCACAUCUGUCUGCUUGGGGAACCAGCCUGCAGUCAGCUGCUUAACAUCACAUGUGCAUCCUGCUAAAUGUAGUUUUAAACAAAUGUUUCCAGAUGAAUUUCUCUGUCUUGCUAGCAAAAGGAAUGUGUUAUAGCCUUCUUUCAGCCAGCUAACUGGAAGUGCACAGCUUUUCUUUUUGCAGCACACAGCCAGGACUUUAGUGCCGUUUCCAGCAUUUUAUUGGAAACACUUUAAACCGUUGGAAACUUUGUUAAAAACCUAAUUUUUAUUAAUCUUGGUCUGUCUUGAUAAGUAGUAAAGGGCAGCACUGGUUGAUUUUUUUAAACAUCUGUUAAAGGAUCUUAACUCUGUUUAAGAAGGUUAUCACUGUGAAAAUAACAGAAAUUAAGGUUGGGGGCAUCAGAACACCAGAAUGUUGUCGUGAUCCGAGCUCCGCCUCAUCUCUUCUCUGCCUGCUGUGACUGAAGGUGGAAAGCUGGAAUCUAAAACAUCUUACAGUUGCAUCCUAACAGAGUUCGGAGUAACUUUGAUUAAGGUAAAGUCCGAAGAGGGUCUUCUUCUUUUCCCUGUCUCCCAACAUCACUCAGUGGCUGAACAGGUUGUGGGGAUCUGUGGAGGAUUUGUGGGAUUACACGGACGGAAACAGAGCUGUAGUUCUAGCUGCUUGGAUAGAACAAUGCUAGACUUCUUCUCUAGUUUCCCGAACAACAUUUCACUUCCAAUCCAAAAGUCUUCUUCAGUUCUGAUCCUGGGUUUGUUCCCUGCUAAUUAGUGGUAGUUGAAACAAUCACCCAAAAGGGUCGUUAAGGUCACACGAGUCUCUGAGCUGCUAUCAGAGCUAAAGUCCACGAAGAAGAUUGACCGCUACCUGCCUGGAAGAUCUGGUUCAUGCUGGAUGUGCUGCAGGCAUGAUGGUGGAGCAUUGAAUGAAAGAUGUCUCUGGACACUGAUCUGUUGAAGAUCUUGGUGAAGAUGGGCAGCUGGUCCAAAACCUCUGUAAUAAGAUGUUCAGCAGAUUCAUUUGGUUAAAGAAGAAGCUCCUGAACAACAGAGUCCUGGUGGUGGCGAGCAGGACACAGAGCUUCUUCACAUCAAGGAGGAACCUUGGACCAGUCUGGAGGAAGAGCAGCUCAGUGUGAAGGCGGAGAUGGACCCCACCAGGUUUCCACUAACUGUAGUUGUGAAAAGUGAGGACGAGGAAGAUAAACCUCUGUUCUCACAACUUCAUGAACACCAAACAAAAGGCAGAGAUCUUCCACCCAUCAGCUCAGCUGAUCUGAUGAAAGCAGAAACUGAUGAAGAGGACUGUAGAGGAGCAGAGUCCAGCAGGAACCCAGAUCUAAAUACUCACAGAGACACUUCCAACUCUUCAGAGACUGAUGUCAGUGAUGAUGAAGAGGAGGAUGAUGUGAACCAUCCUGAGCUUCAGAUGGAUCACCUGUCAGACUCUGGGUCUGAAACUGAGGACAGUGAGAAUGACUGGAAGGAGAGCAGAGCUGCCGAGUCCGGAGGACACGCUGUCACCAAGUCUUUGAGCUGCUCUGAGUGUGGUCAACAAUUUGUUAACAAGCGCUCUCUUCAGAGACACGUGACGGGCAAUUCAAGAAGAAGAUCCUCAAACUGUUCAGCUAAAGCAGGUUUUAAGAAGAAGAAAAAUGUUGACUCACUGAAAGUCCAGACUGGUUUAAAAUGUUUUACCUGUGAUGACUGUGGUAAAAGUUUUAACUUAAAAACCUCUCUGAAUCGACACCUGAGAAUCCACACAGGAGAGAAACCAUUUGGCUGUGAUGUCUGUGGGCAAAGAUUCAACCAAAAGUCUCACCUAAAAAUUCACAGGAGAAUCCACACAGGAGAGAAACCGUUUGGUUGUGAUGCGUGUGAACUGAGAUUUAACCAAAAGUCAAGCCUAAAUUUACACAUGAGAAUCCACUCAGAGGAGAAACCAUUUAGCUGUGAUGAUUGUGAGCAAAGAUUCAACAAAAAAUCUGAUUUAAACAAACACAAGAGAAUCCACUUAGACGAGAAACCAUUUGGUUGUGAUGUCUGUGGGAAAAGAUUCAGUCGAAAGACUGAUUUAAACAUGCACACAAGAGUCCACACAGGAGACAAACCUUUCAGAUGUGAUGUUUGUGGACAAACAUUUAGCCUGAAGGCUAAUUUAAACAAACACAUCAGGAUUCACACAGGAGACAAACCGUUCGGUUGCCUCUUUUGUGAACAAAGAUUUAACAGAAGGUCACAUUUAAACAUACAUGUCAGAAUCCACACUGGAGAAAAACCAUUUGUUUGUGACGUUUGCGGUCAAAGAUUCAGUGAUAAGUCGGCUGUAAACAAACACAUGAGGAUCCACACAGGAGACAAACCUUUUGGUUGUGAUGUUUGUGGAAAAGGAUUUAACCAAAAGUCAAGUUUAAACAAGCACAUGCGGAUCCAUACUGGUGACAAACCAUUUGGUUGUGAUGUUUGUGGACAAAGUUUUAACCAAAAGUCAACUUUAAAAAUACACAUGAGGAUCCACACAGGAGACAAACCGUUUGGUUGUCACGUGUGCAGACAAAGAUUUAACCACAAAUCAAACUUAAACAAGCACAUGAGGAUCCAUACAGGAGAAAAACCCUACGGUUGUCAUAAUUGCGGGAAAAGAUUUUACCAAAAGCCUCAUUUAAACAGACACAUGAGAAUCCACAUAGGAGAGGAAGCAGUUUAGAUGUAGACAUUAAAAGCUUAUUCCAGCCGGGAGACCCUGAAGAGUGCUUUCCCAGGACCCUAAUCUCCUGAAAGCAAUCAUACCCUGGCCAUUAGGGGUCCCAAACCGGACCGCUCACAUCGCUUACAUCCAGUUGCAUGAGAGGGUCCUACUGCAGAACGGCUGUUGCCUCAGUGCCAUUGGUCCGAGGAUUCAGGUCAACUCCCAGCACAGCAGCGGGGUCCAGAAUGCCAUUAGAAAUAGUGAAAAUACACCUAUACAUCCUUCAUAUCAGAAGUUUCAUAGCGGUUAUGGUUUAAAAGCGAAGUACAGUCGCUCUGAACUGUGUGGAAAGGUAUAACUUAAAAGGAUUUUAAAUGAACUGCUCUGAUCCAGACACCUGAGUUUACGGUUGUGAAAAUAAAAGCCGUGAUUUUCAACCAUA